Saccoglossus kowalevskii is the source of this 621-nucleotide messenger RNA. RefSeq names its product tRNA-specific adenosine-34 deaminase catalytic subunit ADAT2-like. Gene Ontology annotation, biological process: tRNA wobble adenosine to inosine editing. Gene Ontology annotation, cellular component: nucleus; cytoplasm. Lineage: Eukaryota; Metazoa; Hemichordata; Enteropneusta; Harrimaniidae. Gene Ontology annotation, molecular function: tRNA-specific adenosine-34 deaminase activity; zinc ion binding. The record is from RefSeq and is a predicted model, not a curated record.
GACGUGAGUUUAGACGAAGAGGGUAUCAGAAAAUGGAUGGAGAAAUCACUAGACAUGGCGCAUGAUGCUUUGUUCAAUGGUGAAGUACCUGUAGGAUGUUUAAUGGUGUAUAAAGAUGAAGUUAUUGGAAAAGGACGGAAUUGUGUUAAUGAAACGAGAAAUGCAACAAGACAUGCAGAAAUGGUCGCCAUUGAUGAAGUUAUUGGUUGGUGUGAGAAAUCUAACCAAGUUAAGGAGGCUGUUUUCUCCAAGACUGUACUGUAUGUAACAGUGGAGCCGUGUAUUAUGUGUGCAGGAGCCCUCAGAUUGCUUCAUGUCCCACUUGUUGUGUACGGCUGUUCUAACGAGAGAUUCGGGGGAUGUGGCUCUGUGUUGAAUGUACAUAAAGAUGAUAUUGACAACCAUGGAAAACCGUUCAAGUGCAUAUCUGGCAUCUUUGCAGAGGAAGCCAUCGCUUUACUAAAGGAUUUUUACAAAGGCCAAAAUCCAAAUGCACCCAAUCCCAAGAUCAAACCUGAAAAAAAGCCAGAAUCGUUAAAGAUGCCGAAACCAGCUGACAUCAGUAAUACACAACUCCACAAUACGUGUACAAGAGAUUCAUCACACACAGCUCUGAAAUAG